Drosophila erecta is the source of this 1134-nucleotide messenger RNA. Its product is annotated as serine protease grass. The transcript is spliced from 5 exons. The record is from RefSeq and is a predicted model, not a curated record. Bases 130 to 999 code for a protein of 289 amino acids. Gene Ontology annotation, biological process: proteolysis. NCBI's taxonomy places the organism in Eukaryota, Metazoa, Arthropoda, Insecta, Diptera, Drosophilidae. Gene Ontology annotation, molecular function: serine-type endopeptidase activity.
GAUUACGCUCACUGAUUUUGGUAGGGUUAAUCAAGAAGCCAAGCAAAAGAAAAUAUUCAAACGAAAAACAAAAAUUAAAGAUUUUACGUAAAAGAGCCAAACAUAAAACCGCUCCAUUACCACGGAAAGAUGAAGUUCAUCGCAGCAGUACUUGCUCUGCUAGCCUGCUCAAUUUAUCUGGCUGAAGGAGAAGGAGAAUAUGGCCAGCUGCUGGACUCCAAUUGUGGUCAGACGAAGGAAGAGCUUCGCGGCCGGAUCACGGGGGGCAAGAGCACAGACCUGACCUUAAAUCCAUGGAUGGUAAAGGUGGUUGGCCAGGGGACAUGUGGUGGCACGCUGAUCACCAGUCGUUUUGUUCUGACCGCAGCCCACUGCAUCGUGAAAUCCCACAUGAAAGUGUACUUGGGCGAGUACCGUACCCGCUAUCCAGGGAUGCACAACCGGUCUGAUGGCGUCAGCGUGCCAAAUAGCUAUGCACUCACUGUGGACAAGAAAAUUGUGCAUGACGGUUAUAGGAGCAUGUACAAAUAUGACAUCGGUCUGCUGCGCAUGACGGACGCGGUCCAGUACUCAGACUAUGUCCAGCCGAUCUGUCUCCUGGUCAAUGGGCACAUGCGUGGCAGUCCCGACUACAAUAUCACCGGUUGGGGUAUCACCGACUUUGGCGAGGAAAGCUGGACGCUCCAGGCAGCCCCAGUGUUCAACACCGAUCUCAAGUACUGCCGCAAGAAGUUCUGCAAACAGGUGGAUACAUCGCAGAUUUGUGCUGCCAAUAAUAAGGAAGAUGCAUGUAUGGGGGAUUCGGGUGGCCCGCUUAGCGCACAGAUGGCUUUUGGCGACAGCUUCAGGACCUUCCAGUACGGAAUAGUUAGCUAUGGAACUGAUACAUGCAAUUCCUUCAGCGUUUACACCAAUGUAACACACUAUAGGAAGUGGAUAGUGGAGAGCAUUGAACACCACAGCGAAUCCAUCUCGCCUGUAGCUCGUUUUCUUCUCUAAAAAGUAUCAAGUCCGCAUUGGAGCUUAUCUCCAGGAAUGUACAAGUCAGGUCAAUAAUAUCUGCAUUCGUAUGUAUAGAAGCGAAGUCUAGCUGCAGCGAGUUAAACGCUAUACAUAAUAUAUGUAUAAGCACAA